AUGGUACGCCUACUGCAGACAAUAGGGCACCUCCUCCCUUACCACCUCUUCGCAUACGGCACUUUACUAGGCACGCAGCUCUACCAGACCUUCGUCAAUACAAAGCUAUGCUUCAAAUACCUCCCCAUGCGGGAGUUUCUCACGCUACAGAAACGCGUUUUUCCCGUAUACUUCGCUUCGCAAGUUGGAUUGGUGGUUCUCACCGCCGCAACGCACCCGCCUUAUAGUAUUAUCUCGCUGAUGAACGAUCUUUGGAGCGCGGGGCCAUUACUUGUUGUUUUGGGGACGGGGGGUUUGAAUUGGGUGGUUUAUGGGCCUCGGACUACGACGGCGUCGCUGGUGAGGAAGGCUGUUCAUGAUACUAAGGAGAAGCAGCAGGGCGAUCAAUCUGAUGAUGAGGGUAAGUUUCACCGGGCAAAUAAGGCAUUCACAUUCAACCAUGCGAUGUCCAUUCAUCUCAAUGCGAUUUCGCUGGUCGCAACCAUUUGGUAUGGUUUUACGCUCUCGUCCUAUCUUCUCGAGGGACUUUAG
This is a messenger RNA of Penicillium waksmanii, 531 nucleotides long. RefSeq names its product DUF4149 domain-containing protein. Bases 1 to 531 code for a protein of 176 amino acids. The record is from RefSeq and is a predicted model, not a curated record. NCBI's taxonomy places the organism in Eukaryota, Fungi, Ascomycota, Eurotiomycetes, Eurotiales, Aspergillaceae. The transcript is spliced from 3 exons.